Symphalangus syndactylus (siamang) is the source of this 1380-nucleotide messenger RNA. RefSeq names its product adenine nucleotide translocase lysine methyltransferase (gene ANTKMT). Gene Ontology annotation, cellular component: mitochondrion. The record is from RefSeq and is a predicted model, not a curated record. Gene Ontology annotation, molecular function: protein-lysine N-methyltransferase activity. Gene Ontology annotation, biological process: peptidyl-lysine trimethylation; regulation of mitochondrial ATP synthesis coupled proton transport; positive regulation of proton-transporting ATP synthase activity, rotational mechanism. NCBI's taxonomy places the organism in Eukaryota, Metazoa, Chordata, Mammalia, Primates, Hylobatidae.
GGGUGUCCGAGUCAGCGGAGCGCCCCCACCAGUCUCCCCGAGGCAGAGUCAUGGGGGUGCUGGCGCCUGGACGCUGUCUCAUCCCGGGGAGCCGCUUUCCCACCGGCUCCCUGGGCUCCAGCCGCCCCACGCGAGCCCCCGGCUGGUUCUGGGGCCAGGACCGCCCCUCUCCAAGGCAGGCUUCCUUUCCUUCCACGACAAAGACGCGCAGCCCCGUUUUCCUGGGGCUGCAGCCCGUGAGAUCGCCGGGUGUAUCCCGACUCCCGCCGGGACGUGGGCUCCCCCAGGGCAGGGCCUGCCUGUCCCCUUCCGCGGGUCGCCAGCAGCCAGCACAGGCCGCAAACAGCGGUCCGCAGAGCGGACCAACGGAGCCGACCCUCGCAGGCUUGGAGCCGGACACGGCGGGGCAGAGCCCGCGAGGUUGCAGCUCGCUGGAACCCGCGGGAGGGCAGAGCCGGGCUGGGCGGAGCGCACAGCGCAACGGACCGACCGCGCGAGCUCUGCCGGCCACUUCCGGUGUCGCGCGGCGGCUCCCGGCAGGAGGGAGAGGGCACACUGCCAGCCCCAGUCCAGGCUGCGAGGGCCGCGGACCCGAGCCGGGAAGGACCUUGGGCGGACGAGCCGCGCGUCCCGCAGCCAUGGAGCAGGACGACCCGGCCGAGGCGCUGACGGAGCUGCGCGAGCGGCAGCUGGGCGCGCUGGAGCUGCUGCAGGCGGCGGCCGGCUCGGGCUUGGCAGCCUACAUGGUGUGGGCGCUGCUGCUCCAGCCCGGCUUCCGGCGCGUGCCGCUGCGGCUGCAGGUGCCCUACGUCGGCGCGAGCGCGGGGCAGGUGGAGCACGUGUUGUCGCUGCUGCGAGGCCGCCCCGGAAAAACGGUGGAUCUGGGCUCUGGCGACGGCAGGAUCGUGCUGGCGGCCCACAGGUGCGGCCUCCGCCCGGCCGUGGGCUACGAGCUGAACCCCUGGCUGGUGGCGCUGGCGCGGCUGCACGCCUGGAGGGCUGGCUGUGCCGGCAGCGUCUGCUAUCGCCGCAAGGAUCUCUGGAAGGUGAGCCUGAGGGACUGCCGCAACGUGUCUGUGUUCCUGGCCCCUAGCGUGCUCUCGCUGCUGGAGGACAAGCUGCGGGCAGAGCUGCCUGCCGGAGCCCGCGUGGUGUCUGGGCGCUUCCCCCUCCCCACCUGGCAGCCUGUGGCCGUGGUUGGCGAGGGCCUGGACCGAGUAUGGGCCUAUGAUGUUCCUGAGGGUGGGCAGGCUGGGGAGGCCGUCUCCUCGCGGAUACCCAUCCAGGCUGCCCCCAGACCUAGUUCUGCCUCCGUCCCGGAGGGCCCAGUUUCUCAGGCCAGCUGAGUGUUCAGACACGAUAAAGACUCUGUGGGUUCUA